Chanos chanos (milkfish) is the source of this 2046-nucleotide messenger RNA. Its product is annotated as adhesion G protein-coupled receptor E3-like. Lineage: Eukaryota; Metazoa; Chordata; Actinopteri; Gonorynchiformes; Chanidae. The record is from RefSeq and is a predicted model, not a curated record. Gene Ontology annotation, biological process: adenylate cyclase-activating G protein-coupled receptor signaling pathway; cell surface receptor signaling pathway. Gene Ontology annotation, cellular component: plasma membrane. The coding region runs from base 1 to 2046 and encodes 681 amino acids. The transcript has 15 exons. Gene Ontology annotation, molecular function: G protein-coupled receptor activity.
AUGAGUUUAACUGGCUUCCUGGUGCAACAGUGGGCCCAUACCAGAAUAGUGCAUGAUUGUAUCUCAGACUGGUACUACAGUACCCUCAGUGUCAUCAUUAAGCAAAAGCCUGGCAUCAUGCUACUUAUUGGACUGGGAGGACAGGAAAGUUCCAGCAAAGAUUAUGGUGUGACAUUUCUGGAAUGCUUACGAAAUAUCUCUGUGUUGCCGGAGGAUAAGGUAAAAGCUCAACUGGAUGAGGUGUUAAAUACACUGCAGAGGAAAUCUGAUAAAUCCAGUGAAUCAGAAAAUCUGGCAUCACGGGCAAGCACAUUUCUGAACAUUUCUGAGACACUGGUCUCUUUACUGGUGAAACCAACAGACACAGAAGAGCUCCUCAACUUUACCUCCAACACCACUGAGGUCAAAGUCUACACUGUUGGACCAAAUGCCACUUUAAAAAAUGUCCUUCGACUCAGUAAUACUGCCGCUCUCAUGGAUAUCGACAUCAUCAGUAUUGCAAAGAACAACAAGGGACAUGCAUCUGUGGCCUUCAUGACGUAUGACAACAUGUCAGAAAUACUGCAGCCCACCUUCUUCCCCUCAAAGAAAGGCACAGUCAACACUAUGAUGUCCACAGUAGUCUCAGCCUCCCUGCCCAAAACCACCAACAAAACGCUUAUCAAUCCAGUUAACUUCACCCUGAAACACAUCAGAGAGAUGGAUCCUACAGGAACACUUUACUGUGUCUACUGGGACAAAACUGAAUGGAGCACAAAUGGCUGUGUGAGAAUCAGUGAGGAAAAUUCCAAUGAUACAAUCUGCUCCUGCACACACUUGUCUACCUUUGCUCUCCUCAUGCAAACUGAAAAAUUACCUGAGUGGAGUCAUCGCUUGGAGCUGCUGAGCACCAUUGCUGUUACAGUAGGGCUGAUCUUUCUGUCCUUGGCUGUUUUGACCUUCAUCCUGUUUCGUAAGAACUCGAGAGUGAGCAGCGUACUCCGACUGAACCUCUGCAUCUGUCUACUGCUAUCACACCUCCUCUUCCUGCUUACUCAACGUUUUCUGGCUCACAGCAGUUACAAGGUACUGUGUUCUGCAUUUGCGGGAAUAUUGCACUUCCUUUUUCUCUCUGCAUUUGUGUGGAUGUUCCUUGAGGCCGUAACACUCUUCAUCUCAGUGAAGAACCUAUCAAAGAUCAAAUCCAGGCGGAGGGAGGUGCUUCACUGGAAAUACCAGCUUGUGAUUGGUUAUGUGGUCCCCACUCUUGUGGUUGGUGUAUCUGUGGCUGUUCAGCGUGACGGUUAUGACAGUGAGACGUGCUGGAUUAAGUUGGGGACAAGCUUUGUGUGGAGUUUUUUGGGUCCUGUUUGCUUCAUUCUUGCAGUGAAUUUGAUCCUCUUCAUCAUCAUCAUCAUCACUCUUCAGUGUACACUGAUGCACCUGAGCGGUGAUGUCUCACAGAUCAAAAACAGCAGGACUAUGGUGUUCAAAGCACUGGCCCAGUUUUUUAUACUGGGUUGCCCCUGGAUACUGGGGUUCUCCAUAAAAUACGGUGAAGGGGUGGAGAUCAUCUUCUUACUCCUCACUUCCCAGCAGGGCACCUUCAUCUUCCUGGUCCACUGUGUCCUCAGUGAAGAGGUCAGAAAACAGUACAAAAAGUUGUGGUACACCCUCUGCCCUCACCAUGAGAUCAGUGCAUCUGUAAAUGAACAGAUGACAGAGCCAUCAAACGGGAGAUACACACUGGAGGACUCAGGAACAGGAGAGUUCACUGUGACCAUCAGUAAACUAAAGAAGUCAGACUCUGGGUCGUACUCGUGUGUCAUAAACAGCACUGCAUAUGAUAAAGUGGAUAUCAUAGUUGUGGGCGAUGAUGAAUCUACCACAACUGUUUUGAAGACGACUACUCAACCCACUGUGACAGAUCAUACAGACUGGUACUACAGUACCCUCAGUGUCAUCAUUAUGCAAAAGCCUGGCAUCAUGCCACUUAUUGGACUGGGAGGACAGGUACAGAUUAACAUGAACUGGUUCCUCUCAAACAGUUCACGCCAGCAAUGUUGA